AGUGGUGGCAUAGCUCGGGCAUUACAGGAGCACCUCACAAUCCCAAAACCACAACGCUUUCUGGAUUAUCCAAAACCCCUCCGAUUCUCAAAUCCCUAAUUCUCUCUCCUGGUCCACAAUUGGGAAUGAGAGAAAGACAAAGCCAGCGCCUCUGAGACCUUGCUCUUCCUUCAAUUCGAGGCAAAGGGUAUGCUUUACUUGACCUCGAUUUUAGUUCAACCUCAAUGGAAGCCUCUACCUAAUUUUCUAGGGUUUUAUUUUCUCUGAAUUGAAUCGGGUUGCUGUCGAUUUGGGCGAAGACGAUGGCCUUUGCUCAAUCGUUGACCCAAUGUUUUGCAGUCAAACGGUACCGUUUUAGCGGUGGGUUUUCAGGAAAACGUUGCUCUAGGGUUUGUAAUGUCAUAUACAAAGAGAAGAAUCCGAGCUUUGUGGUAGCGAAAUCGGGGAAAGUUCGAGACUUUAGGCUGUUUAAUUCGGUGCAGUUGGACCAGUUUGUGACGAGUGAUGACGAGGACGAAAUGGGGGAGAGUUUCUUUGAGGCGAUUGAGGAGUUGGAGAGGAUGAGAAGGGAGCCGUCUGAUGUUCUUGAGGAAAUGAAUGACCGGUUAUCGGCUAGAGAGCUGCAGCUUGUGUUGGUCUACUUUUCGCAGGAGGGGAGGGACUCGUGGUGCGCGCUUGAGGUGUUUGAGUGGCUAAGGAGGGAGAAUCGGGUCGAUAAGGAGACAAUGGAGCUGAUGGUUUCGAUAAUGUGUGGUUGGUUGAAGAGGUUGAUUGAGGAGGGGAAUGAUGUCGCGGAUGUGAUUGACCUCUUGGUGGAUGUGGAUUGUGUUGGGUUGAAGCCUAGUUUUAGCAUGAUGGAGAAGGUGAUUUCGUUGUAUUGGGAGAUGGGGGAGAAGGAGAAUGCGGUUUUGUUUGUGAAGGAAGUGUUGAAGCGCGGGAUUGUGUAUUCGGAGGAAGAUGAUAGAGAUGGGCAUAAAGGAGGGCCGACUGGGUAUCUUGCUUGGAAGAUGACGGUUGACGGUAACUACAGGGAUUCAGUGAAGUUUGUAAUUCAACUAAGAGAAUCUGGGUUGAAGCCGGAGGUUUACAGCUACCUCAUUGCUAUGACAGCUGUGGUUAAAGAGCUGAAUGAGCUUGGGAAAGCUUUACGCAAGUUGAAAGCUUUUACAAGGGCUGGGCUGGUGGCUGAAUUUGAUUCAGAAGAUGUUGGGCUAAUUGAGAAGUACCAGUCUGAUCUUCUAGCGGAUGGAGUACAAUUGUCUAAUUGGGUGAUUCAAGAGGGAAGUUCGACACUCUGUGGGGUGGUUCAUGAGAGGCUUCUGGCUAUGUAUAUCUGUUCUGGACGUGGACUUGAGGCCGAAAGACAGUUGUGGGAAAUGAAGCUUGUGGGUAAAGAGCCUGAUGGUGACCUUUAUGACAUUGUAUUAGCCAUCUGUGCUUCCCGUAAGGAAACCAGUGCCAUAGCAAGGUUGCUUACUAGGACAGAGGUUAGCAGUUCUUUGUCUAAGAAGAAAAGCCUCUCAUGGCUGUUAAGAGGGUACAUUAAAGGAGGACAUUUUAAUGAUGCUGCCGAAACAGUAAUUAAAAUGCUUGAUUUGGGUUUGUUCCCAGAUUAUUUGGAUAGAGCAGCUGUGUUGCAUGGGCUACGGAAAAGGAUUCAACAAUCUGGUACUGUAGAUACUUACCUCAAACUUUGCAAGCGCCUUUCAGAUGCCAAUUUGAUCGAAUCCUGUCUUUUAUAUUUGUAUAUAAAGAAACACAAGCUUUGGAUCAUAAGGACAGAUGGACACAAUCUGAUAUCACUUGAAACAGUUUUCCUAGUUCUUCUUCUUGGGGAUGGAGCUUUUGAUGUACUAGACUCUGGUGGUGUCGAAAUAAUAAUUGGUGGAUUUGCUGGGACUGGAGAGGGUGAAGGGGUCAGAAAGCUGCUUGAGGGAGAUGGUGAAGGAGAAUCUGAUGAUGGGGAUGGUGAAGGGGAAUUUGAAGAUGGUGAAUCAGAUGGUGGCAUUGCAGCUGAAAAUGGUGAUAAAGAUGGUGAAACAGAUAUGGAAGGUGAAGCCCUGCCAGUUGCUUUAGCUUUUCCAUUUUUUGAUGGCUCGGGUUCAUCUACCACCUCUUGCAACCUCCGUACUCCGAUGUCGAAGGACGGCGACGACGUCGUUUUGGAGCAGGAGCGAAGAAGAUGGGAGAAGAUGGACGUGGAUUGCUUAGCAAAUGCGUUUAGCAGAGCUGGAAUGGAGUCGCUGCUUUUGGCUCUCCCUUUUGUCUGUAAGUCGUGGUACAAAGCUAGCCUCAACCCUAUAUGCUGGGCAUGUCUUUCCUUUCCAGAUUAUAUACCUUCUCCCUUGUUGGUUAAUACUGUUGAAGAAAUUGAAAUGGGUCCUCAGAGUUUCGGUUCAUUUUAUGAUAAGUUUGUGGAUGAAUAUGGAAUCGAUAAGAGUCGGUUUUCGAUUACUGCGUUUGUAAAGUUGGUGGUUGAUCGCAGCAAAGGGAAGGCUACUCAACUCGAGCUACCUAUGUAUAGUACAGAAGCAGCUCUGAGAUAUGUUUCAGAUGCGUGUCCUCUGCUCAAACACUUAACGUUUGACGAUGAUCUGGUGAUUUUCAAGCAUUCUCGAAUUCUUCCCGAAGUGAUUGGAAAGUGGAAGUUUUUAGAGGGCUUGUCUUUGCGGCACAGCUUCAUGGUCAAUGACCAGCAAGGAAGACGUGGGAAAUACUUGAGUAGAUAUUUUCGGGAGUUGUUGGCAUUUCCGAGCUGCUUUGAUGUUUUCGAGAGAAUUGUAGCGCAGAUCGGCACUCACUGCAAGCAUUUCAGGCAGCUAACUCUUAUGAAAACCCGUCUUCAUCGAGAUGAGGCGUUGACAAUUGUGAACUUUCUGCCACACCUUCAGACCAUGUCUGUGACCGGGUGCAUCAUCGAAAGGGAUAGUAUUCUCACAAUAGUUCGGGGAUGCAAAGAGCUUCGGGUUUUUUGUGCCAAGGAAUGUACAGGCUUUGAAGAGGGUGGUGAAGAAUUAUACAAGCUUGCUCGCCAGACUGAAACAAAAAUCAACUUCAACAACAACAGAGCGAAAAUGGAGAGCGGUGUCACCGGAGCUGACGUCAGCGGAGCCGCCACCAACACCACCCCCACCAUAAGCCUCAGUGUCAAGUUCGCCGGCCAGACGAUACCCAUCAAAAAUCUCUCACCGGACUCGACCGUCAAGGACCUCAAGGCUCUUCUUCAACCUCUCACCAAUGUCCUCCCUCGCGGCCAAAAGCUCAUAUCAAAAGGGAAGCUUUUGGUGGAUGCAAUGACUCUGAGGGAGUCUGAGAUCGGUAAUGGGGCCAAGAUCAUGCUCAUGGCUUCUCAGGGUUUGCACCAAGGGGAUGGACCUAUCAUUAAAAAAGCUCAGAGUCGCCCAAUAAUCAGAGAAAACAAUGCCGAUAAAGGAAAGGCGAAAAAAGCUGCUGUUGAUAAGAAUAGGAUGGAACGAUGGAAGGCUACUGGAGUUAUAGGACUCAGUGAGUGUAACUUGAAGGCUAUACCCGAAGAAGUCUGGGAUUGUAUAAGUUUUGCAAGAGUUCUGGACCUCAGAAAUAAUGUUAUCCAAGAAGUAUCUCCCUACAUUGGCUGUAUGAGUUUAUUGCAGAAAUUGUUACUCGAUUCAAAUGAUAUAUCUGAUGACUCAGUUAGCUGGGAAGCACUAAAAUCUUUGAAGUCUUUGACUGUUCUUUCUCUGAACCAAAACCGUUUAACUAGAUUGCCAUCGGAUCUGGGCUGGUUGCCAUCACUAAGGGAACUUCAUCUUGCAAGCAACCAGUUGUCUAGCCUCCCAAGUACUUUCCGAUAUCUGUCUAAGCUUGAAGUUCUGAAAGUUAACAAUAACAGGAUCAGCACCAUUCCUACAUGGAUAGGGGACCUUAUUUCUCUUAUUGAGGUUGAUCUUUCAUCAAAUCUUCUGUCAGAUUUGCCCGAGACAUUUAGCAAUUUGCAUAAUCUGAAGUCUCUGUCUCUCAGUAAUAAUGGGCUGAAAUCGCUUCCUUCUUCACUAUUCAAAAUGUGCCUAAUGCUCACGAGUCUCGAUUUGCACAACACAGAAAUAACCAUGGAUAUUCUUCGUCAGAUUGAGGGAUGGGAAAACUUUGAUGAACGACGUCGCUUGAAGCAACAGAAGAAGCUGGAUUUUCGCGUUGUCGGCUCUACUGCAUUUGAUGAAGGUGCUGAUAAAAGCUGAUGCCAGUGAUUUCUGGAAUCUGGAUUAUACAUGCUGCAUCUGUGUAAAUUUCAGUCCAUGCUGACACUAGUAUGUAGAGGAACCAAAGUGAGAUUUAAUGUCCAUGAUAGCUUUUUAUAGGAUUCAACCUAAUUCAGAGAAAUUGGUACAGUGGAUCUAUUAAGAAAUCCUUUGAAAAUUUAAGACAAUGGUUAUGGAGCAAAGAGUCCUGGUUUUAUUAUUUCUUUCUUGGU
This is a messenger RNA of Fragaria vesca subsp. vesca, 4450 nucleotides long. RefSeq lists its product as uncharacterized. Gene Ontology annotation, molecular function: protein binding. The record is from RefSeq and is a predicted model, not a curated record. NCBI's taxonomy places the organism in Eukaryota, Viridiplantae, Streptophyta, Magnoliopsida, Rosales, Rosaceae. The transcript has 15 exons. The coding region runs from base 303 to 4217 and encodes 1304 amino acids.